Salvia splendens (bonfire salvia) is the source of this 780-nucleotide messenger RNA. RefSeq lists its product as uncharacterized. Gene Ontology annotation, biological process: defense response. The coding region runs from base 1 to 780 and encodes 259 amino acids. The record is from RefSeq and is a predicted model, not a curated record. Lineage: Eukaryota; Viridiplantae; Streptophyta; Magnoliopsida; Lamiales; Lamiaceae. The transcript has a single exon.
AUGGAGAAUCAGAUUCUGGAGAUUAACUUGAUCUCCGCCCAGGGUUUGAAGGCGCCGCCCUCUAACUUACGCAAGAUGCAAACUUACGCCCUCACCUGGGUCAACUCCGCCGCCAAGCUCCGAACCCGAGUCGACUCACUCGGUGGCGAAAACCCUACCUGGAACGACAAGUUCCUCUUCCGCGUCUCCGACGAAUUCGUCUCCUGCGACACCUCCGCCGUCUCCGUCGAGAUUUUCGCCGUCGGAUACAUCAAGGAUAUCCUCAUCGGCACCGUGCGAUUCCUCCUCAGCACGUUCCUCACGCUGUGCGCCCCCGCGGCGGCCGAGAGCCCUACUAGAACCCCAGCCUUCACCGCCGUGCAGAUCCGCCGCCCCUCCGGGAGAUUCCUCGGCGUCCUCAACAUCGCCGCCGCAGUAUACUACUCCUCCGAUUAUCCGACUCUGGACAAGGUCCCGGCCGUCAGCUUUCGCGAAUUAAUGGAGAAGAAGACGAGCAGGCUGCGGCGCCUCAGCCGCAGCGACUCGAUGCGGAGCCAACAGUCCUCCGGCGGAGAGUCGUGCGAUUUCUCCGACGCCGACUCCACGACGUCGUCGUCCUCGUCGGCGUCGACGGCGCUGAAGGAGUGGAACUGCAUCCGAGAAAUGGCGGGAAAGAUGAAAGGGGCGAAAUCCAGCGGCGGUGGAUUGCUGUGCGGGCUGAUGGUGGCGAGGAAGAUCCCAUCCUGUCCGUCCAAUCUUAAUCUUGACACGUGGGAGGAUAAUCCUAAAGGGGGUCGGUGA